CCGGCCAGCCCGAGGGCUCCCGGCCGAGCGGCGCCCGAGCGUUCCCGAGCGCUUCCGAGCCGAGUCCGACCUCUACCGAGCUGCGCCCGAGAGUUUCCGAGUUGCGUACGAGCGUUCUCGAGCUGGGUACGAAGCGUUUCCGACUGGCGCCCGAGAGUUUCCGAGCGCUGCCCGAGAGUUUCCGAGUGGCGCCCGAGCGGGCCCCGAGCGGCGCUGAGCAGGCCGGGAAUGCGGCUGAGGGGAAGCCGGGCCUGUAGCAUCGCGGGGCGGCGAGUGAGGCUUGUGUGGGGCGGUGUGCAGCAGGGCUGUCCAAGCCAUGAUCGAGGUGUUGGCCAAGCUGGGCCGUGGGCCCGUCUUCCUGGCAGGGGAGGUGCUGGAGUGCGUGAUCACCUUCACCAAUCCCUUAUCGGCCUCAUCUACCUCCGCCAGCAGCGAGAUGCUGGCGUGGGCCAGCGCCCAGAUCCACUGCCAGUUUCACACCAGCGAGAACCGGGUGGCGCUCCCUCCUUCCGACGGCAGCAAGCACGACGUGCAGGCGGAGAACGAGACUGUCUUCGUCCCCAACAGAGGAGAGCGGGGUCAGUGUAUCCUGUCCACUCCACCAAAGAUUCUCUUCUGUGACUUGCGACUGGAUCCCGGGGAAUCAAAGUCCUAUUCGUACUGUGAAACGCUGCCCAUAGAUGGCCCUCCCUCUUUCCGGGGACAGUCGGUAAAGUACGUGUACAAGCUGACCAUUGGCUGCCAGCGUGUCAACUCCCCCAUCAAGCUCCUGCGUGUGCCCUUCCGUGUCCUGGUGCUGCACGGGCUCAAGGAUUACCAGUCCUCACAGGAUGAGGCUGUUGCGCCCUCAAACCCCUUCCUGGAGGAAGAGGAAGGCUUGAAGAAAGACUCACACCUGGCGGACCUGGCAACAGAACUGCUCAUGGUGGCCACCUCCCGACGCAGCCUGCACCUGUAUAACAUCAGCAACACUCGUGGGAAGGUGGGGACAUUCUGCAUCUUUAAGACCGUGUAUAAGAUAGGAGAGGAUGUCAUUGGGACCUUUAACUUUUCAGAAGGAGACAUCCCAUGUCUGCAGUUCUCAGUGAGCCUGCAGACAGAGGAGAGCAUCCAGGAGGAGUUCCAGCGCCGGCGAGGGCAGCCGGGCGCCUUCAGCACGCAUGCCCGCCAUCAGGAAGCCUGCCUGCACACAGCACAGAGCAGCUUCAGCCUGCCCAUCCCGCUCAGCUCUACCCCAGGAUUCACCACCAACAUCGUGUCCCUGAAGUGGAGGCUGCACUUUGAGUUUGUGACCUCCGGGGAGUCGGCGGGGACUUGCUUGGUUCGUGGGAGCCAGUCAGAGGCCGUCACCUGGACUGGGGUGGAGCAGAUCGAAGUGGACACUUUCAGCUGGGACUUGCCCAUCAAAGUCCUUCCCACCAACCCUAUCUUGGCUUCCUACGUGUCUCAGUUCUCCAGCACCAACUCCAUCACCAUCUGAAGUGGGGAGAGCUGGUAGGGACCUGCGGUGCUACCAGUGGGAAUGAUGGGCAGGACUGUCACCACCGUGCUGCGGGGCACAGACCCACUGUCCCCUUGAGUUCAUCCAUGGUGCCCAGGUGGGCACUGGGCAGGUCUGUCCUGUCUGUGGGUGGAGGAGCACUCCCCUUCCUGCGGUGUCUUCUGCUUCAGCCAUCAGCCUGGAGCCAGACCCUUCCUGCCUGGGUGAAAGCGUGAGUCCCAGCACUCAGUGAAAGUAAAUCUGCCUCCCAGGAAGGGCCUCACCUGCCUUUACCCCAUGAGGGGCUUCCAAGAAAAGGCCUAGCCCAGGGAAGGGAGAGGGGAACUCUUCAGCAAAGCCCCAUACCAGCCUUGGGUGAAGGCCGUGCCCCUACAGAGAGACGAGGUCUGGCAGACCUCCUCCCCACGAGCAGAGGAGGUCUGGCAUCCAGGUGAGGCUUGCUGGCCACCUGGGCCAGGUGGAAGCCUGUUCUCCUGCCCCAGCAGGCAUCCUGCCUCUUGUGAGGGGUGUCCUAUGUGCACAGCCCGGUGUCCCCACUAUCCUCACCCAAAGGAGGCAGGUUCUGGCAGGCCAGCCCUGUGCUCCUGGGACAUGCUGGUGUCCUGGACGCAACCAUGUGCUGUGGCAGCAUGAUGGUGGAGAAGGACUGAGCACCUGGGCUGUUCUCUGCCUGCGCUCCUGGCCGCAAAGGCAUCCUGCUGGUCUCGGGAUCCUUGGGGAGCUGGACUGAACAUGUGCUGUAUGUUCAGGAACUGGGGUGGAGGUCUCCCUGCUCAACAGCCAGCUCCCAGUUUUCUAGCAAACCUUUCAAAGAAUUUUCCUCUUUGCAUGGAAAUCUAAUAAAACAUCUGAUUGUGCAGAA
This is a messenger RNA of Calidris pugnax (ruff), 2363 nucleotides long. It is a transcript of the gene RGP1, whose product is annotated as RGP1 homolog, RAB6A GEF complex partner 1. Lineage: Eukaryota; Metazoa; Chordata; Aves; Charadriiformes; Scolopacidae. Gene Ontology annotation, cellular component: Golgi membrane; Ric1-Rgp1 guanyl-nucleotide exchange factor complex. Bases 317 to 1480 code for a protein of 387 amino acids. The record is from RefSeq and is a predicted model, not a curated record. Gene Ontology annotation, biological process: retrograde transport, endosome to Golgi. The transcript is spliced from 9 exons.